GCUCCUCUCAUUGCGGGUCCAGCAUGUGUCAAUCACGCUACCUCCUCCUUUUGGCUACUCUCGUCCUCCUAAACCACCUCAGUUUGGCCAGGGUCAUACCAGUCUCUGGACCUGCCAAGUGUCUUAGCCAGUCCCAAAACCUGCUGAAGACCACGGAUGACAUGGUGAAGACGGCCAGAGAAAAACUGAAACAUUAUUCCUGCACUGCUGAAGACAUUGAUCAUGAAGACAUCACAAGGGACAAAACCAGCACACUGGAGGCCUGUUUACCACUGGAACUACACAAGAACGAGAGUUGCCUGGCCACUAGAGAGACUUCUUCCAUAAUAAGAGGGAGCUGCCUGCCCCCACAAAAGACUUCUUUGAUGAUGACCCUGUGCCUUGGUAGCAUCUAUGAGGACUUGAGGAUGUACCAGACAGAGUUCCAGGCCAUAAAUGCAGCACUUCAGAAUCAUAACCACCAGCAAAUCAUUCUGGACAAAAACAUGCUGAUCGCUAUUGAGGAGCUGAUGCAGUCCCUGAAUCAUAACGGCGAGACUCUGCUCCAGAGACCUCCCGCGGGAGAAGCAGAUCCCUACAGGGUGAAAAUGAAGCUGUGCAUUCUCCUCCACGCCUUCAGCACCCGCGUCAUGACUAUCAACAGGGUGAUGAGCUAUCUGAGCUCCUCCUGAAAGGCUCAAGGCCCUUCGCGAUAGCGGCCUCCUCCCACACAGA
Arvicanthis niloticus (Nile rat) is the source of this 714-nucleotide messenger RNA. RefSeq names its product interleukin 12A (gene Il12a). Gene Ontology annotation, biological process: immune response. The record is from RefSeq and is a predicted model, not a curated record. Gene Ontology annotation, cellular component: extracellular region. Gene Ontology annotation, molecular function: growth factor activity; interleukin-12 receptor binding. NCBI's taxonomy places the organism in Eukaryota, Metazoa, Chordata, Mammalia, Rodentia, Muridae.